UGCAGGUUAAAGUGAGGGAAAAAAACCAAACCCAGAAACAUCGUUGACUGGAUAGAUUUUUUUUUUUUUCUUUUUUUUCCAACAUGAAUCGUGCUUUUAGCAGGAAGAAAGACAAAACAUGGAUGCACACUCCUGAAGCCUUAUCAAAGCAUUAUAUUCCCUAUAAUGCAAAGUUUCUUGGCAGUACAGAAGUGGAGCAGCCCAAAGGCACAGAAGUUGUAAGAGAUGCUGUUAGAAAAUUAAAGUUUGCAAGACAUAUCAAGAAAUCUGAAGGCCAGAAAACUCCCAAAGUUGAAUUACAAAUCUCAAUCUAUGGUGUAAAAAUUCUAGAUCCAAAAACAAAGGAAGUCCAACACAAUUGUCAACUCCAUAGGAUAUCAUUUUGUGCUGAUGAUAAAACGGACAAGAGAAUAUUUACUUUCAUAUGCAAAGAUUCCGAAUCAAAUAAGCAUCUGUGCUAUGUAUUUGACAGUGAAAAGUGUGCGGAAGAGAUAACUUUAACAAUUGGCCAAGCAUUUGACUUAGCUUACAGGAAAUUUCUGGAAUCUGGAGGAAAAGAUGUUGAAACAAGGAAACAAAUUGCAGGUUUACAGAAAAGAAUUCAAGAACUAGAAACUGAAAACACAGAACUGAAAAAUAAAGUUCAAGAUUUGGAAAAUCAGUUAAGAAUAACACAAGUACAUGCAUCUCCACUGCUGCACAUAAAGUGUGAUAAUGAUGAACAUAUGUUUCAAAGACCCUCUACUUUUUUCUGGUGUAACAAUGAGGAUUCACCUCCUUGUUUAGAUAUCUCUUCCAUUACGCUUACUCCUAGGAGUUCUCCUGACUCUAGACUACCAUCUGGAUUGUUAAUACCACCACCUUCAAAAAGUGGUCUUCCAAAGCCAACCAGUGAAUACAGCUGCCCAAGACCUCGUGCAGGCAGUGUGACACCUAAAUCACCCUCCACUGACAUCUUUGAUAUGGUUCCCUUUUCUCCCAUAUCCCCUCAGUCAUCAACACCUACUCGCAAUGGUACACAGCCUCCUCCAGUACCCAGUAGAUCUACAGAGAUCAAGAGAGACCUUUUUGGAGCAGAACCUUUUGACCCUUUUAGCUGCGGAGCAGGAGAUUUCCCUCCAGACAUUCAGUCCAAACUAGAUGAGAUGCAGCGUCAGCGAUGGAGGGGUUCAAAAUGGGAUUAACUCUUGAAGGCACAGUAUUUUGUCUUGAUCCACUAGACAGCAGGUGCUGAUGCCAAGAAACUAAAUGUGAAAUUCCUACACAGUGGUUUUUUAUUGAUUCUGAACACGUAUUCACAAAUAUUAUCCAUGUGCCAAAAAUUGCUUUUUUCAACAUGUAAACUCUUGUGAGAUUUGCUUCUGUAAAAAUCCAAUUUAGUUCCAGUCUUUCCCUGUACAAAUGUAAAAAGUUGUAUUUGUUUAUGAAAUAUUAAUUAAAUUACGCUGUUGUGUUCCUUUCUCUCACAUUUUGGCCCGAGUUUGCUAUGCUUUAUGACUAUUAGCCUGCAGGAGUUCUUCAGAAAGCUCACACAUACCUCUCUGUUUGCAGAUGUGCAAGCAUGAUUUUUACAUAAUACUUUACCUAGCAGCAUUUUGAAAUUAUGCUUUUAAUCCAUUAUUUAAUAUUCAAGCAGUAAAAUGGUUUAUAUCUAGUACAAAAAGUUCAAAUUGCAGUGAAAAAGCAGAAAAUACUAACCAUUAAUAUAUGCUUAAAAGGUAAAUCUGGAUGCUGUGUAAUUGAUUUCCAUUACUGUGCAUGGUUACUAUGCUGUACAGAUGUUGUUAUUAGCUUAUAAAAUCCAGAGAUUUCUAGGUCCUUAAUUCAUGUUUUAGAAACUAACAAAUUCUUAGUAUUUUAAUUAGUGUUUGAUGAGCGUAGAAGAACUGCUAAAUUGCAGAAUGGACAAACUGACUGCCCUUUGUUUUGGUAUUUUAUAGCUGAACUGUAAAGCAUGUCAUUUGGAGUUCGUUAUAUGAUAACCAUAAUUUAGAAGGAAGAUUAUGGUCUUGCAUUUACUUAGGAAUUUACGUAAUUUUAUGUAUAAGCAGGCACUCCAUUUACUGGGCUCAAUUCUGUAAGUUAUGUUCAACAUGCUGUUUACAGUCAGGCUCUGUUGAGUAUUUUUUUCAUUGUCUGCUUUAAUGUUACAUGUCUCACUAUAAUUUUGAAGCUUGCUGUGAGAGUUCAAUAUAAGUUAGUAAGUCCUUCAUACCCACUGGUUGUUCAUGUUACAGAAAUAACUACACACCAAAAUUUUCAGCUGCUAAUGAGUUGAACGCUGACCUGUCUAUGCAUACUCCUCAUUAAUCUUCAGCAUAAGCAAUAAAAUACCAUCUUAAGCCUAUCUCAGAAAAUUAUUAUCAUUAGUGCUUUAAUGCCCAAACUCCACAUUAGUUCAAUUAAAAACUAUAAAAAUUCUAAUAUUUUCCCCUCAAAACUUAGAGAUGUGGGAGGAAAAAAAUUUCAGAUUUUUUUUUAAAUAUUUUCUUUCCUUUUUCAUGAAGUUUUUUUUUUGUGAUGAGAGGUUUUGUCCUUAGCAGUGACAGUUUACACCAAAAAUGCAUUUUGCAAAUUCAUGAUCACAUGUAUAUCGUUAUGCCUUGUUCAACAAAGUACUUCUGCAUGUACUUUUGAAGUCCAGUGAAAUGAAUGGGAUUAUUCCAUUGCAAAGUUUGAUGAAUGCUCGGGUACCUUGCUGAAUGGGGGCCUUAAUGUCCUACAUUACAUUAGUCUUCAUCUCUUAUUCUGUGUUUAACAUUCAUAUAGAGUAUUAUAUAUAAAUAUAUAUAUAAAAUAUAUAAAAUCACUAACAAAUAGAAUAGUAUAUGUUUCAUAAGGAAAAGUCUUUAUAAUUUUGUUUGUCAUAUAGUAUUUUGGAAUUUGUAUAAUGAGGAUGUUUAGUAGCCAUAGCAAUGGCCUUUUUUAACAAAUAGAAUUUGUAUUUUUAUUGUACUUUAAAAAGCUUUACAUAAUAAGCAUCUAUUUAGUGGUCACUUAUUAUCAACGGUAACACUAAGAUAAUAUUUGCACAUUUUAAGAAACCUUUUUUGUUUCUGAUUUUUAUGAUAGUUGACUGCAAAUGGCAUGGUUAAAUAUUACAUACCUGGUCAAUCCAUACAAAAAUAAUCAACAAAACAGUGCAUUUUUAAUGAAAAGGUUAUGUGAUCCAGUUGGAAACUGUAUUUCUAUGUAAUCUCAAAUGUCUGUUUAAUUUUGCCUAAAAUAAAUGUUUUUAAAUAAA
Molecule: messenger RNA, 3244 nt
Organism: Athene cunicularia (burrowing owl)
Lineage: Eukaryota; Metazoa; Chordata; Aves; Strigiformes; Strigidae
Gene: GULP1
Product: GULP PTB domain containing engulfment adaptor 1
Exons: 12
Coding region: 84-1184 (366 amino acids)
Source: RefSeq, a predicted model, not a curated record